CAAACCUGCGCGACGUCACGCUUAGUUGCGCAACAAACCAUUACAUAUUCUUCCUUCUGAUUUAUUUAUCAAAGUGAAUUGUCUGUGAGACUCUUUCACAAUGGCUGGCCCCCAAAGGCCUGCCUCUGCCCUUCCUACAAGGAGGACAACUACAUCACGCCAACCAACUAGGCGGCUGGGGUCAUCAGCAACCCAGAGAGUCGACUCUCCCGCAAUUUCGUCUAAGAUUCCUGCUUCUAGUGCAUCGCGCGCGGUUAAAUCACCUGGAGAGCCAGCGAGUGUUACAGCGAAGAGGAAGGAAAGAGAUUAUGAGCGUGGGGUAAACGAAGACACCAGCAUUCACGUUGUGGUCCGGUGUCGCGGGCGCAAUGAUCGGGAAGUCAAGGAAAAUAGCGGUGUUGUCGUGAAGACAGAAGGCGUUAGGGGAAAAACUGUGGAGUUAUCCAUGGGACCUAAUGCCGUCUCCAAUAAAACAUACACAUUCGACAAAGUCUUUUCCGCCGCCGCCGACCAGAUCGCAGUAUAUGAGGAUGUCGUUCUACCAAUCGUCAAUGAGAUGCUCGCUGGAUACAACUGUACUGUCUUCGCAUACGGACAAACGGGAACUGGGAAAACGUACACAAUGUCGGGCGAUAUGACGGAUACUUUGGGUAUCCUUUCCGACAAUGCUGGCAUUAUUCCACGUGCUUUAUACUCGCUAUUCCACAAGCUUGAGGAGACAGAAAGUACCGUCAAGUGUUCCUUCAUUGAACUGUAUAACGAAGAGCUUCGCGAUCUUCUUUCAGCCGAAGAGAACCAGAAGUUGAAAAUCUUCGAUAACGAGUCAAGGAAGGGCCAGAGCACGCUUGUACAAGGAAUUGAAGAAACAUAUAUCGAUUCUGCCUCUACCGGCAUCAAGCUACUUCAGCAUGGUAGCCAUAAACGGCAAGUUGCGGCGACCAAGUGCAACGACCUUAGUUCUCGCAGUCACACAAUCUUUACCAUUACAGUACAUACCAAGAGGACAACAGAUGCUGGUGAAGAAUAUGUCAGCUCUGGGAAGCUGAACUUGGUCGACUUGGCUGGUAGCGAAAACAUCCAACGUAGUGGAGCUGAAAACAAGCGUGCCACGGAGGCUGGUUUGAUCAACAAGAGCUUGCUGACGUUGGGCCGAGUAAUCAACGCUUUGGUCGACAAAAGCCCCCAUAUCCCGUACAGAGAGUCGAAACUCACACGUCUUUUGCAAGAUUCCCUCGGCGGACGCACAAAAACUUGUAUUAUUGCCACGAUAUCGCCGUCGCGGAGCAACAUGGAAGAAACGAUAUCAACGCUAGAUUAUGCUUUCAGAGCAAAGAAUAUUCGCAACAAGCCGCAAAUUAACUUCACAUCAAAACACAAACUUCUCCAGGAGUUUGCCUUUGAAAUCGAAAAGCUCAAAGGAGAGCUUAUUGCAACGAGGCACCGAAACGGCGUUUACAUGAGUGUUGACGCUUAUGAACAAAUGACGAUGGAGAAUGAAUCCCGAAGAAUUGUGAAUGAGGAACAACGGGCAAAGAUCGAGUCAAUGGAAUCCAACUUGCGGAACAAGGUCCAGGAGCUCUUCGCACUCACGAGCAAUUUCAAUAAUUUGAAGAAGGAUAACGAGGACACACGGGCAGCUUUGAACGAUACAAACGACGUCCUUGAGAAAACCGAAAUUGUUCUCAAGAAUACCAGGUCACUGCUGGAGGAGGAGGAAACGGUAAGAAAGGCACACGAAGAUACGGAAACCCAGCUUUAUGACAUUGGCACGGGGCUUUUGUCGACAUUGGAUAGCACUGUUGGAGACGUUAAUGGCUUGCAUGCAAAACUCGAACGUAAGGCAGAUCUGGACUCUUCCAACAUGAAAACUUGGCGCACAUCAGCCGAGGAAGUGUCAACCGUAACACAGGAAGUCGACAGAAGAGUGGAGGCUUUCCAGUUGCAACACUCGAAGCUUCUAGAGGUGAUGUCUGAGAAGAUCAGCAACUAUAUCUCUAGCGAAUUGAGUCACAUUCAAUCAAGCCAGUCGGGACUCUCGAGCUUCAGUACUGUUUUUGAUAAAGCCGAGCAGGAUGCAAAGGCGCAAACCUGCGGCGCUCACGAUCAGAUGAAUGAGGUUCUUGAAGAGAUCAAGGACUUGCGCGAAGAGGUUAAGCGUAAAGUUGGAGAGGGUCUGAAUGGUCUAUCAGCCGCCGCAGCUAGGAUAUCGAAGGAGGUUAUUGGCGAAUUCACCGACUUUCAUGAACAGCUUCAUGCGUCUUACAGCACCCUUGGCAAGGACUUUAAGUCCUUGUUCGAGGAAAUGGUGCGGCAUCUUAAUGAGCAGAAGACGGAAAUCAAUAGGCUACGACUGGAAGUUCAACAGGCUAACAUCCAGACGAUUGAAGCAAACCGUAAAGCUUCUUCUAGUCUGGCGCACGCACUUGAGGAAGAACAUACAAAUGCUGAAGCGGAGCACGAUCUUUUGCUUUCGCAAUUUAAGGCCCUGAUGGAAGAAUCCCGACGGAGGCAAUUUGGUCGCCUUAAGGGAAGAGUGGAAAGUGUACGAGCGGAUAUCUCAUCCUCAGGUGACUCACUAGAGCAAGCAACCACCCAACAUGAUCGUCAGACAGAUGAAUGGGUUUUCAAGUCCGAGCAAUUUGCUAAGGAUGUCGCGGCCUCUAGAGACGAACUUCGCGCCAAGAUGCAGAACGACUGGGAAACAUUUGAUCAACGCAAUCUUGCUAUCCAGAAGACAACUGAGUCUGUGCAUGAGGAAACAGUCCGCAUUGUUGGCGCCCAGAUAAACAACAUGGACAAACAGAUGGAAGCUUUGGAUGAUUUCGUGACCAAAGCACGGUCCCAGAACGGCCAUUAUCGGGACGUCCAUAUUUCCAGCUUGGACCGCAUAGCAUCUAACGUGCGCGAGUCUCAUUCAUCCGUUCAUGAGCAACUGGAAGGGUUUAGUGGCCGGAUUAGUCAACUGCAGGAGGAUGCAACUCAGCGGCACCACAGCCUGCAUGAAUCAACCUCCUCAUUGUCAGAGGAGAUCCGGAAGCCUCUCACAGAGCUUCGCGACAAUGUUCACAGUCGCCCGCUGCAAGAGUACGUCGCCACCGGUGCCACCCCGCAGAAGCGGCAUUACGAGUAUCCCACUAGUCUCCCUCGGACAGAAGCGCAUGAUGCUUUGAUAUCCGAGGUGAGGACAUCAAGAGAACUGACGCUGCUCCCAUUCAAUGGUGAGGACAAACUUCCUGGGACCUCUCCUAUUAAGGGCUUUGUUUAUAACGAUACCGAAGACGAGGUAGGAACUCAGACACCUACAGCCACGAUGACUUCCAACACAGGACUUAGGGAAGUCGAUGCAAACGUCGUCGUAAAACAGCUCGCGUCUAGCCCUACCGACAGGACGUCGAUGCGGCGUUCAACACCUUCUGUAGCAGCCAAAUCUUCAGACAAGGACACUGUUCCAGAAAGUGGAGGGUCAGAUGAGCCUCCUGCAAAGAGGCGCUGCUCGAACCUGACACAAACUGAGAGCAAGCUGCCGAAAAACAUGUUGACCAAGAGAAUGGCCGGAAUGAUGGAAGGUCGGGAGAAUGUCCCUCCACCUGGGCUUUCAAGUGCUCGACGGACGAGAAAUCGACCCGCUGCUUAAGAUGCUUGUACCUAAAGGAAUUUUCGAUAAUAUGGUUCAUCCAUUGGUACCCUCGGUCUUUAUACCCUUCUAUCAUUUGAAAUAUGCGGGCGUUGCUGGGAAGGAUCUCGAAGAGACAGUAUGCGAGAUUCAGUAUUCUACACCAUUUUGUUGGCUUUGUUGGCGCGUCGGAGUUCUUUGUUUCUAUUAUCGCUGCUUAUGUUUCACGGGGUUUUAGAUUGUUCUCUCGUAUAGGCACUCUGGCGUUCUCCGGGUGGGGCUCAUAUGAUACCUAUAUCGCUUGUUUUGGGUCAAUAUCGGAAAGACACACCUUGAUUCUAAUAUCAAUCAACUCUCCGAUUCUUUUACCUUCAACUGACUUGUACCUGCUCGUAAAGAUCCUCGCAUGCUGUAUAGCUUUGGUCCAUGUAGUGCUUGCUUGCGUCCAUUGAACCGUCUUAUUUAGUCAAUGUAUCCCUUGGGAUGUUUCCUGGCUUUGCUAGGAUCUAACUACCCUUGAUAACUAGGCGUUGCAGAAGGUCGUGUUUUCAUAUCCCUUUUCGGAGAUGAUUGAUUGUCAGGAAGGGCGGGCCACAGUCAACGUUUCCUGCUCUCCAUGACCGCAAAAGUUAGAAUUGCUUCAUUUUAAGCCGAUAAGCUAGACCCUAAGUAUGUAAUUGUCUAGUAUAUAAGCAAGC
Messenger RNA from Aspergillus alliaceus, 4311 nucleotides. Its product is annotated as putative kinesin family protein (BimC). Gene Ontology annotation, molecular function: microtubule binding; plus-end-directed microtubule motor activity; ATP binding. The record is from RefSeq and is a predicted model, not a curated record. Gene Ontology annotation, biological process: mitotic spindle assembly; microtubule-based movement. Gene Ontology annotation, cellular component: nucleus; spindle microtubule. Lineage: Eukaryota; Fungi; Ascomycota; Eurotiomycetes; Eurotiales; Aspergillaceae. Bases 101 to 3634 code for a protein of 1177 amino acids. The transcript has 2 exons.